AGUUGUCCCGAUUAUAUUCUUAUAUGAUUAUUCUACAGUUAUAGGUGUCAUCGCACUAGUCUCUCUCAUCUCAAAUUCGACAAAGUCGGUAAUUUGAGUGAGCCUUCUUUUAGUCCAUCCGCUAAAAAACUACAUAUAUUGUGGUAUAGUGUGCGAGAGGGAGUGAGAGUGAGACUACUCUAUUUUCCGCCAUUAUUUUGUCCGUACAAUACCAUAUUGUCAAAGCUACAAUCUUUGGAUUAUCACAAACAGCAAAGCCUUAACCUAUUUUCCUUAGUUUUGUCCUCUCUUUGCUUGCCCAGAAGCUCCAUUACCAUUGACCAAUCUGCAAGCUUUCGAAAUCUUCAAUCUCCAUCUCCUUCUCUAACUACUCACCUGGAUAUAGGAUAGGAACACUGAAGCAUCAUCAGGACUCCAGCAUUUAUGAUUAUGAUGACUUUGUGAGAUACAUUUGUUGUUAUAUGCAGUUGCAUACCCUUUCCAUAUUUUCCUAGCAUUUGAUUGUGCCUAUUCAUUGUAGUUUCCAUUAGAUCUCGUAGUCUCAGUUAUCUCAAAUUCAACUCUGUUCCAUUUGUGUGGAGACGAGCUUGUGUGUGUGAACAUUUUGGUCAAGUCUUAUCAUCCUCUAAUAAUUAUCAAGUCAUUGAGAUACGAAAAUGCAGUAUAGCUACCUAUGACCUGUAUUUGUGAUUGAGAUUUUGCUGGUUUAGUGCAAAUGGAGUUUCAAAGGCCCACAAAUGAUGGAACUGGUCGUUCCAGUUUAACUCUUCUUAGAAUGGUUAGGGGUCUGCUUUGUUUACUUGUUCUUAUUUUAACAGCAUUCAUGAUGUUAGUGUAUUGUGGCUUUGUGGGUGCUGUUAUGAUCCGAUUUGUAAGCAUAUAUUAUAGCAGAAAAGUAACAUCCUUCUUCUUUGGUGCUUGGCUAGCUUUGUGGCCUUUCCUUUUUGAAAAGAUAAACAAGACUAAAGUCAUCUUUUCUGGAGAAACUCUUCCUGCAAAUGAGCGUGUUUUGCUUAUUGCUAACCAUAGAACAGAAGUUGAUUGGAUGUACUUGUGGGACCUGGCAUUGCGAAAGGGAAGAGUCGGAUACAUAAAGUAUGUUCUGAAAAGCAGUUUGAUGAAGCUACCUUUAUUUGGUUGGUCAUUCCAAAUAUUGGAGUUCAUCCCGGUUGUGAGGAAAUGGGAGGUUGAUGAAUCUAUCAUGCACCAAAUGCUUUCAACUUUUAAGGAUCCCAAGGAUCCUCUCUGGCUUGCUCUUUUCCCAGAAGGCACAGAUUACUCUGAGCAGAAGUGCAUUCGUAGUCAGAAAUAUGCUGCAGAGAAUGGCCUGCCGAUCCUUAAUAAUGUGCUAAUUCCAAAAACAAAGGGUUUCUUUACCUGCUUGGAAGGAUUAAGAGGAUCUAUUGAUGCAGUUUAUGAUAUAGCUAUUGCAUACAAACAUGACUGCCCAACAUUUAUGGACAAUGUCUACGGAGUGGCUCCUGACGAAGUUCAUAUCCAUGUUCGACGCGUCUCUGUUGACAGUAUCCCAACUUCAGAAAACGAGGUGAAUACAUGGUUAAUCAACACAUUCCAUCUCAAGGAUCAGUUGCUAUCUGAUUUUCAUUCUCAAGGUCACUUCCCCAAUGAAGGAACAGAACAGGAUCUCUCUACUGCAAAGUGCCUAAUUAAUUUUGGGGCGGUAGCUGUCUUGACCAGCAUAUGUACGUACUGUACUUUUUACUCCUCAAUCUGGUUUAAACUUUAUGCCUCUUUAGUAUGUGCAUAUCUUACAUGUGCUACCUAUUUCAAUAUUCGACCAGUGCCUAUUGUUCACAUUGUGAAAUAUCUUUUUAAAAGCAAAUCACUUUAGCUCUCUAAUUUCUGUACCUCUCAUGUGAAAGCAAGUUUUUAACACAUCAAAAAGAAAAGAGAGAAGGAAAACUAUGGUCACAGUUUUGUAAAGAAUUUCUGUUGAUGAGGGUAACUUUGUUUUGAGAACGCUUAUACCAAGCUCUUGUUGGAA
This is a messenger RNA of Cannabis sativa, 2005 nucleotides long. RefSeq names its product probable 1-acyl-sn-glycerol-3-phosphate acyltransferase 5. The transcript has 4 exons. Bases 716 to 1852 code for a protein of 378 amino acids. Gene Ontology annotation, cellular component: endomembrane system. The record is from RefSeq and is a predicted model, not a curated record. Gene Ontology annotation, molecular function: acyltransferase activity. Lineage: Eukaryota; Viridiplantae; Streptophyta; Magnoliopsida; Rosales; Cannabaceae.